AUGGCAAGGUCACUGUGCUUAGAAGAGGACAGCUUUUUGAAGAAAUUUGGUGAGUGCAGAGUAAUUGAUGCAAGAUUCAACAAUUAUCCGCCAUGUCCCAGGCUAGAUUUUGCUCUUGGAGUCAAGCCACAUGCAAAUGGAUCUCCUGCAAGGAAAAAAAAAAAAGUAGGAGGUCUCCAAGUCAUCAAAGAUAUCAUCUCGAAAGAUCAGUUCAACCAUUAUGAUUCUGCUGUUAUGGACAGAGAUGAAGCAGUGGAAGAUGGCAGUGAAAUGGCUGGGUCCGUUCUUGAUGUUGGGGAUUUAGAACUUGGUAAAAAGGUUGGGGAAGAAUUGGCGCCAGUGGUUGACACAAAAGUGGAGACGGUGGUUGUGAGAGAGGAAUCAAAGGUACCUGAUGCUAAAACUGAGAUAGAGAUUAAGCUAGAGAUAGACACAUUUCAUGAGGUCAAGAGCAAACGUGAUCGGAGGAAAGUGACUGUGAACAGCAGAGCAUAUGAUGAUCAGUGGACACCUGGCAUGCAGCGGAGAGGGACUAGGGGUGGCAGAGAAAACCAUUACUCUUCUUCUAAUUCUGAUGGUGCUGGAGGUGGAAGGCAAUUGAACGGUGGUCAGGAUAAUGGUUACAGUAGGCGUACAGAGAGAGCUUCUAAGUCAUAUGUUCCAGGUCCUCAUAAAACAGAAAACAAUGAAUCAUCUCUUAUCACAAAUUCUUCCACAUCUUCUGCCAAUAGUUCAGCUAGUGUAUGUAAUGGAAGCCUUAGUGACAAAUCCACUUCUCAAUUAUCCAUGUGUAAUAUUGGAGGUACCAUCAAAGAUAUUUCAGCUGCUGAAAAUAGUAAGUUGUGGAAAAUGUCAUUUCUACAAAGUGUUGCAGUGAAGCAAUUCCCAAAUUUAUACCCUGGCCCGACUCCCACCCCUACACCAACUAGGGCUUCCACUGCUGCAACAGGCACUAGGUUUGAAGGUGGAAAGUCCAAAUCAAUAACUAGUCAUCUUGGAAAUAGCAUGGAUUCAAGAUCUGUCUCAGGCUUGUACUCAUCUGCAUCAGAUCCCUUGCUAGUGCCAUCUCUAAAUCCCCGAUAUUCUGGGGGAAUUGGUAUAAUUAAGCCUGAAACAGGGAAGCAGCAGAUUGCAGCUCAAGUUAGUACCAACCCACCAGCUGACAACAGAAUGAUAGAUGGUCAAACAGUAACUAAAGCUCUAGCAAUCUCAGGAUCUGUUGACUCCACAAGCAACAAACAGACUAGAGGAUCCCAAGGAGUUGACAGGAGUCAGCUGGCUGAGCCUCCCCUAAUGGCAUCUUCAACUAACCACAAUGUUUCGCCUGCUUGCAAAUCUAAUCAGGAAACUCCUCCAGUGCAAGGAAUCAAUGAUCCUUCAAAAGAUGACUCUGCUUCAAAACAAGCCAUCUCAGAAGUUGAUACUAAGCUACCCAAGUUACAUAUCUCUGCUCAUCAAUCUGUUAUUUUUCCCAAUCAUAUUCAUGUACCUGAAGCUUUCAAGAAUGGUUUGACUUUUGGAAGUUUGAGUAUUCCUAUGGGACAGAGCAUCAUGGAGUCGAAGCUUGUGGAUGUAGCUUUUGCGACUAAUGUUGAAGCUGUUAAGGAAUCUUCUGUGAUUGAUCAACCUGCAUCCUCAACAGCUGGACGAGAUGAUUAUCCUGAUUGUCCCCCGUCUCCUCCCCAUGUAGCUGAUAAUUUUUCACCAUCACAAGAAAAUGUUUCUAUUGGUGCCACGCUGAGAUAUGAUCAGGCAAAGCAGGAGCUGAUCCAAUCGCUAGGAGGAUAUCAGAACCCACUUAUUCCUAAUAUGACAGACUACAGUCUCAAUCUUGUACACCCGGUUAUAGGAUCUCGUCUGGUGCAAGCCGAAGGUCUUGAGCCACAGGGAGGAAAAUCUCUGGUUCCAUCAGCAACAUCAAUAACUCAACCAGCCGGAAUUGGGCAGAAUUCUAUUCCUGUAUCACCCCAGUUGUUUCCUUACCUUCGACAGCCAUAUCCUCCUAACUACAUACCGUACAACCCUUACUUUUCGCAGCUUUAUAUGACACCACCAAAUGCUCACCAAUACUUAGGGAACAGUGGGUUCCCGCAGCAUCCUUCAACUGGCAACAUCUAUAUGCCACCAACUGCUAAUGCCACAGGAGUAAAAUUCCCUGUUCAUUCAUUGUGCAAACCGGGAACUGUUGUUGGAAAUCUGACCCACUAUGGAAUUCCUUCUGGUUAUGGUUCUUAUGGGGCCUCUGGGGUUAGUUAUAGUCCCAGUGCAGCUUUGGCACCUGGUAGUUCUGCGAACAACAAUGAUAUUGUGGGAUCUGAGCUGAAAGAAAAGACCAUCUACUCUACUAUUAAACAGAAUGAGGAGUCCCAUGCAUGGACUUCUGCACCUGGCCAGGACAUGUCAACUUUGCAGGCCAAUGUUUUCUACAACAUUCCUCAGGGACAACAUUCCAUCUUUCCUUUACAGGUUGGCCAUGGGACCUUCCCUGGAAUCUAUCAUCCAACACAAACUGUAUCAAUCCCGUCUACACUUCAGUCACUUCCCCAGCAGUCUCAGGCGGUGGCUGGACCAUUGGGUGCUUAUCUUGCAACCACAAUUGCAACCUCAACAGCAACUGCAACAUGCACAGAUGAAUUGGAACCCUAA
Fraxinus pennsylvanica is the source of this 2646-nucleotide messenger RNA. The record is from the annotation of a GenBank genome assembly. Lineage: Eukaryota; Viridiplantae; Streptophyta; Magnoliopsida; Lamiales; Oleaceae.